Molecule: messenger RNA, 1491 nt
Organism: Perkinsus marinus ATCC 50983
Lineage: Eukaryota; Perkinsozoa; Perkinsida; Perkinsidae
Product: mRNA capping enzyme subunit, putative
Exons: 16
Coding region: 1-1491 (496 amino acids)
Molecular function (GO): polynucleotide 5'-phosphatase activity
Source: RefSeq, a predicted model, not a curated record
AUGUCGACCACAGUCCCGCAUCAUCACUGGCAGCAUCCACUGGAGACAGGGCCUCUCACAGUGUGUGGUACGCGGCCGGCGUUGCUGGAGCCACUCGUGGUUGCCAUCACCAAUGCUGUCAACGAGACUCUCGUCACGGAGCAGGACUUGGCGGAUUUAGAGAUUGAAGCUCGACUCGGUUUCCUGGCACCUCAUCGGGACUCCUACCAUAGAGUGCUAUUGCCCAUCACGUCGGAAUGUAUAUUGCAAGAGCCUGAUCACGGCAAGAACUGGCGGUAUGAGUUCCAGGCGUCUGUGAUGAGAGAACAGUUCUUUGCGAUACAGAAGCAUCUGGAGAAGCUCGUAGCGGGGACUCCUGGACAGGUCCAGGGACAUGUCACUACAACUGAUGAGUUCUUCGAAUCUCCCAGGGACGGUCGAAUACGGGCAAGCUACGACAGUGACAGCUACAGUCUGGGGGAUCGAACGCGACCUAUUGAAAUCAUCAGGAAGGAUCGGCUCAAGACUAUUAACGUGUUCAGCGGGCAUUACGAUCCGACGUAUUGUGAUGAGGAGAAGUACCCUUUGGAUUUGCGUAUAUCAGUUAACAGAGAAAACAAAUUCGGCUCUGUCCCUUCUGAUGUGUCAAAGUGUAUCGGUAAACGUAACAAGACUCGGCAUUCCUACAUCUUCAAGGCAUGGCAGGUGGAUCUUACUGAGGUCAUAGCACAGGGAAAACAGGGCGAAUGGUCUAGCUAUGAGGUGGAGGUAGAGCUGAAGAAGGACCUCAUCGCGGAGCAGUUGAAGCGACAAAGGCUGGGAAAAAACCAUGCGGUGUACGAGAUACUCACUGACUUUAUAUACUGCGUACGUGAUCUGGCAUGGAUGUUCGGUGAUGCGUACACUGCGAGUGGCGGUGCUGGUGGUCAGCAACAGUGGAAUAAAAACGGGCAGCGGAAAAGAGUACGUGGUGACCUCAAUUCCAACGAUAUCGAUUUCACUAUGUGGUUGGAGCCCGAAGAGGUCCAGCAGAGGUACCUCAAGCGAGUGGCGCCGGUGUUUCCCAUUAUUGGUGAUUAUUGCUUUACUAUCGCGGAGGAGAUCCGUUCCCCGAAGGCAACGGCACCGGUCGUGCAAGAGGGGAAUGAGGAAGAGUCUCAACCCUCUCAAGGCGGAGCGGAGCAGCUGGAGAUGGAGCCAGAUGAGACUGCAGUUACGAAGGAGGAAGUCUUGGGACAAGCAGCCGUGGAGACCCUGCAAGAGGUGGAGAUGGUAGAUGCAGAUGAGCAACCAUUGGGUAUGCCGGAUGAUGCUGAGCUCGAGGGGGCUAUAACGAUGGAUGGUAUAGAAGGGGAACAAGCUGAAGGUGGAGAAGCUCGAGAUUCGAGUGUGCUACCUCCUGUUGCAACGGCGGUCGAGCAGCAACCAGAACUCCUCUACGGUGACGUGAAGUUUUCGUCGCCAAACGACUACGACCGGGCGGUGCAGCUGCCAGAAGAAUGCUCCGUGUGA